Messenger RNA from Bacillus rossius redtenbacheri, 1271 nucleotides. RefSeq names its product thioredoxin domain-containing protein 15 (gene bug). The coding region runs from base 178 to 1077 and encodes 299 amino acids. NCBI's taxonomy places the organism in Eukaryota, Metazoa, Arthropoda, Insecta, Phasmatodea, Bacillidae. Gene Ontology annotation, biological process: cilium assembly. Gene Ontology annotation, cellular component: cilium. The record is from RefSeq and is a predicted model, not a curated record. The transcript is spliced from 6 exons.
GAGAAAGUACUUCCUCUAAUCUCUGUUUAGUAUGUUAGUAUGUACCUGUGGGAAUACAACAAAAAUACACCCUUUAACUUUUCGUAUUAAUUACGUUUGGAUAAGUCGCAAAAAGGUUAAACCAACACGAACAAAAACAUUGACUAUUUUCUCUUCAAAAAUCAAAACAAAUAAGAAAUGGCAGUGGUUAGACUGGUCUGUGGUGUCUUUUUCAUACAUGCAUUAGCAACAUCCGUUGCAUCACCGCAAGUUGCUGACAGACCAGAACAUGUUACAUCUCAGCCUCCUGAAGCCUUGAAGGAAGCAAAUGAAAACUCAGAUGGCAGCGAUCAGCCUUCCUUCGUCACUGUCGAAGACGCGCCGGAAACGUCCGGCGAUGCCCCGCGAGUCGCAGCGGAAGACGGGACCGACGGCGACGCACGGGCAGCCGAGGAGAGCGCGGGCAGUGAAGUGAAGAACACGUCGGCCAUAGUUAUUGCGUGCUCCAUCGUCCCGGACGCCGUAGCUCAGCCGGUGGAGCUGGUGAACUCCACCCGGCUGGUGAGCAUCCUGGCCGUCGACCCCAACGUCACCAGCCGGCGCACGCCGGCCGACUGCGCUGUCGUCCUGUUCCACGCCCGGUCGUGCCCCUUCAGCAGCAUGGCGGCGCCGCACUUCAACGCCCUGCCCAGGGCCUACCCCGGCAUCAAGAUGGUCGCCGUGGACGCCAUGAAGUUCCACUGUUUCAACACGCAGUAUGGCAUCGUUGGUGUGCCGACAUUAAUGCUGUUUCAUAAUGGUCGACCGGCUGCCAAAUUCAAUGAAUCUGAGUAUACUCUAGAAGCAUUCAGUAAAUUCGUCAACAAGUAUACCGGUUUGGAACCGCGGAACAUGCUGUUCGUCAAGUCGGCGGACUUCCUCGGGCCGGUGUCGAGCGUCCCGACCAAGGAGACGGACUACUGCCUGGUGCUGUCGUGGCUGUUCAUCGCUGUGUGCGCGGGCUACUUCUUCGGCCGGUCCUCGUGGUGGCGGUGGCUCGUCGAGGCCGCGCUGAACACGUGGCGCGAGUCCGAGGCCCAUCACGAGCACGACGAUUAGCGACUCUCUCACUCUCUCUCUCACUCUCUCUCAGUGAGACGUGCAUGCGUUUUAACAUGCAUCAGCUGGAGGCCGAACUGGAGUGUGGUCCGUCUCACGCUUAGAUUGCAGUACCGAGUAAAUGGCAAACAAUGUUGCCAAAUUGCUACUAUCAUGCUUGUUAUCAUUAAAAAUUCUUAUUUUGUAUACCAUCA